Molecule: messenger RNA, 885 nt
Organism: Trichomonas vaginalis G3
Lineage: Eukaryota; Parabasalia; Trichomonadida; Trichomonadidae
Exons: 1
Coding region: 1-885 (294 amino acids)
Source: RefSeq, a predicted model, not a curated record
AUGGAUUUCAAUUUGUCAAUAACUUUUUGUGCAGUACCAUAUCCAGUAACCACAAAAGAACUCUACAAUCUAUAUUUAAUCACUAUGAGUUCUUGGCUUACGACAUCACAUUUAUCAAAGCUCUUGAUUUUACUUCCACAAGAAGAAUUUGACCCAAACAAUACUAUAGUACCAGAAUUAGAAAGACAUUUCGGUAAAAACAGAAUUUUCUUCACAGAACCAAUCGACGUUGAUUCUGAUGGAGUUCCAUACAUAGAUGAUUGGUUCUUCAAAGGCUUCGAUUACUCGCAAACUGAUUACGUUUGUUGGAUAAAUUCGGAUAUAAUUUUGCCAAAAGGCUGGUAUCCGAGAUGUCAGUUUGUCAUGGAUUACUUCUAUCAAAAGAACCUUCAAGCUGCUGUUAUUAGCCGCAGAUGCGAUUUCAAUUAUUCCCUGAAACAAAAAACUCAAAUUCCCAUUGACUACGACUCGAUUGCGAAGGACAGACAUACUCAUUCUACUUGGGGCAUUGAUUUCUUCCUGAUUUCGAAGAAACCAAUGCAAUUAAACAUCGAUGAAAUUCCUCCUUUCCAUAUGGGCAAAUAUAGAUGGGAUCCAUGGGUUGCAGGGUGGCUAGAUUCACAUAUAGCACUUACCUCGCUUGGAGAUGGCUUCUGUUCUUACCAUUUUAACCAUAAACCGAAAAAUCGGCAUAUUAGUGAUCCAAAGGUCAAAGAAAACUAUGUUCUUGCAGCAAGACAUAAUAGAUAUAGCCACUCAAAUGCAAAGGCAGCUUACAAGAUCAAAAAGAACCAUUUGCAAUACAAAAAUAAAAUUCUCACUUCAUUUGGCAAGGAAAUGCCACUUGAUAAUGCACCUGCUGAUUAUAACUCAAGAUCAGACUGA